This is a messenger RNA of Tetrahymena thermophila SB210, 333 nucleotides long. RefSeq lists its product as hypothetical. The transcript has a single exon. Lineage: Eukaryota; Ciliophora; Oligohymenophorea; Hymenostomatida; Tetrahymenidae. The record is from RefSeq and is a predicted model, not a curated record.
AUGCUUUAUUUAAAUAAUAUAUAUUUGCGAAUUUUCAGGUUUAUUAAGAAAUUUUUAUCAAAAUUAACAAAAAAAGAAAAAAAUAAUUAAAGAAUAGUUAAUGAUAUAAGAAAAGUGAAAGGGAUUUUUAAUGAACUUAUAACAAUAAGAAACAAACAAUUAAUCAAUCUAUCAAUCAUUCUUUAUGUAAAUAAAAAAAAUAUAAUCAAUAUUAAAAAUGUAUAAUUCAACUUAUUUUUGUCAAUUACUAAUUAAUGUUAAGUUAUUUAUUUUAAUAGAAAGGGAUAAACAUACACCAAUUAUUUUGUUUCAAUUUUUUAAUAUUAUGAUUGA